Anguilla rostrata (American eel) is the source of this 3431-nucleotide messenger RNA. RefSeq names its product delta-like protein D. Gene Ontology annotation, molecular function: calcium ion binding; Notch binding. Lineage: Eukaryota; Metazoa; Chordata; Actinopteri; Anguilliformes; Anguillidae. The record is from RefSeq and is a predicted model, not a curated record. The transcript has 11 exons. Bases 524 to 2713 code for a protein of 729 amino acids. Gene Ontology annotation, cellular component: plasma membrane; protein-containing complex. Gene Ontology annotation, biological process: heterophilic cell-cell adhesion; establishment or maintenance of epithelial cell apical/basal polarity; cell communication.
GGACGGGAACAUUAACACACGCACAGAUUCAUGUCCAGUGAAAAUCUACCAAGAAGGCAGUGAGGAAAUAUUUUGGAUCAGUGGCAUCUUUGAUUUUAACUUCCCAGAGGGAAAAUAAUCAACACAAGAAACUCCCCAAACUGAAUGUCCUCAUCUUUGCAGCUCCAAAUCAGAAACGAUGUCGAUCGACAAUAUUUGAUUACAGAAUUGGAAUACCAUUUGGCAAGAAAUUUCUAACUCGUUGUAGACCUUCAUCUGGGAACCUUGCUUUUUUCCGUUUGCCGAACUUUGGGGAUUACACUGAAUUAUUCGUCUGUCAAUAACGGGAACUGUGUGGCUCAUGCGAAGACCUAACGAGAAAACUGAUGAGUGCGGGAGAAGUUUCCCUUUAGUCUCAAUGAACACUAACUGAGAAAGGAAAGAUCUGAAGUGGGAGAUUUCUGAAGGACAUUAGCUGAGUAGGGACAAAAGUUUCCCUUGCUCUAAGACUUUUACUUAUUUAUUGAAGAUUGUUUAAACCAAAAUGGGACGUCACUUGCUCAUGAUUGCUUCUAUAUUAUAUGUAAUGAUGUACCAGGGAUUUUGCUCUGGUGUUUUCGAGCUGAAGCUGCAGGAGUUCCUUAACAAGAAAGGGGUUAUGGGCAAUGCGAACUGCUGCAGAGGAGGAGCGACGUCUGCAAUCCAGCAGUGUGAAUGUAAAACAUUUUUCCGAAUCUGCUUGAAGCAUUACCAAGCUAACGUGUCUCCUGAGCCACCCUGUACAUACGGCGGCACGGUGACCCCAGUCCUGGGGUCCAAUUCAUUUCAGGUUCCUGAAACAACGUCGGAUAACUUUUUCACCAACCCAAUACGGUUCACUUUCGGAUUCACAUGGCCUGGGACAUUCUCGCUGAUAAUUGAAGCCCUUCACACUGAUUCCACAGAUGAUCUUUCAACAGAAAACCCUGAACGUCUGAUCAGUCGUAUGACGACCCAGAGACACCUCACUGUAGGGGAAGAGUGGUCCCAGGAUCUUCAUACGGGAGGGAGAACUGAACUGAAAUACUCGUACCGCUUUGUCUGUGAUGAACACUACUACGGCGAUGGUUGCUCUGUGUUCUGCCGUCCACGAGACGAUGCCUUCGGUCACUUCACCUGUGGAGAGCGUGGCGAGAUUGUUUGUAAUUCAGGAUGGAAAGGACAAUACUGCACAGACCCGAUCUGUCUUCCUGGUUGUGAUGAGGAGCAUGGGUUUUGUGACAAACCUGGCGAGUGCAAAUGCAGAGUUGGUUUCCGAGGACGUUACUGCGAUGAUUGCAUCCGAUACCCUGGCUGCUUGCAUGGUACCUGUCAACAGCCCUGGCAGUGUAACUGUCAAGAGGGUUGGGGUGGCCUCUUCUGCAACCAGGAUCUCAAUUACUGUACACACCAUAAGCCCUGCAUGAAUGGAGCCACUUGUACCAAUACUGGUCAGGGGAGCUACACCUGCUCCUGCAAGCCUGGCUUCACAGGGGCCAGCUGCGAGAUUGAGGUCAACGAAUGCUCCGACAGCCCCUGCAGGAAUGGAGGAAGCUGCACUGAUUUGGAGAACACCUACAUAUGUGCCUGCCCCCCUGGUUUCUAUGGAAAAAACUGUGAGCUAAGCGCUAUGUCAUGCGCUGAUGGGCCAUGCUUCAAUGGUGGACGAUGUGCCGAUAAUCCUGAUGGGGGGUACUACUGCCAGUGCCCAAUGGGUUAUGCUGGCUUCAACUGCGAGAAGAAGAUCGAUCACUGCACCUCAAGCCCAUGCUCCAACGGUGCCCAGUGUCUGGAUCUCGUCAACUCGUACAUGUGCCAGUGCCCUGAAGGAUUCUCUGGACUGCACUGUGAAGACAACCUGGAUGAAUGUUCUGUCUACCCCUGCCAGAAUGGGGGCACAUGCCAGGAUGGGAUAAACGACUAUACCUGCACCUGCCCCCCAGGGUACAUCGGCAAGAACUGCAGCAUGCCCAUCAGCAAGUGUGAACACAACCCGUGUCACAAUGGGGCCACCUGUCACGAGAGGGACGGCCGCUAUGUCUGUGCGUGCAUCCCUGGUUACGGGGGCCGCAACUGCCAGUUUUUGCUGCCAGAGCAGUCCAUGGGCCAGCCAGUCUUCAGCGACCCUGACAAAAAGUACCUGGAGGGCGGCAAAAGCACAUUCCCCUGGUUGGCCGUGUGUUCCGGGAUCAUUCUGGUGCUGCUGCUGCUGGCGGGAUGCGCGGUUCUGAUGGUAUGCUUCCGGGUGAAGGUGCAACGUGGGAGCCGGGCAGCCGAUAGCCAGAGUGAGAGUGAGACCAUGAAUAACCUUGCCAACAACUGCCACCGGGAGAAGGAUACCUCAGUCAGUGUAAUCGGGGGUGCCCCUGUCAAGAACAUCAACAAAAAGGUGGACUUCCACAGUGACAACGACGGCAGUGAGAAGAAUGGUUAUAAAGCCCGCUACCCGCCAGUGGAUUAUAAUCUUGUGCAUGAGCUGAAGCACGAGGACUCGCCGAAAGAGGAGCAGGAGAGGGGCAAGUCCAAAUGUGGAGAAAAUGGUGACGAAGCAACGUCCGAAGAUGUAGACUGUGAGCUUGAAGACAAACGCAAAAGUCUGAAGAGCGAUGACACAGAAAAGAAACGUCCAGAGUUAAUGUGCAAGGACACAAAGUACCAGUCCGUGUAUGUCAUAUCUGAUGAGAAAGACGAAUGUAUAAUUGCAACUGAGGUGUAACGUACCACUACAAAGCUGUUGCUCGUUUGCUCUACGGGAGGUUUUACUCCGUUGAAUGCUGCUCAAACCAGAGGGAAGGUUUCCUUCGUGUGGCUGCUGCUGUGGGACUAGGACUUUGAAACUGAUAUUCAGAAUGAGCUGGUUCUCUCCUGAAGUAAGCACAGUGACUGACUGCAUCAAACAGUGGAUGUUGGGCCAUACUGGCCCCACUCUCUCAAGGUUAUAUCCCAGGAACGUGGUCUUGUUGCACUGCCUGUGAGGACGGUUUACCUCAUUGCACUAUGGACAGUUGCUUUUAAAAGAGAAUAUGUAUUUAACACACAAAAUAUGACUUGAUCACUGUGUAAUAGAGGUCUGCACUGUCUGAAGUGCACAUUUCAAAGCCCUCUGAACCAAAUCUGUGAGGUUUGCAGGUUUGAAGAUGGAAAUAAGGCCCUCAAAAAGUCUGUUCAAGAACAAAUACUUUUUUAAGUUGUAAUUUUUUAUCUAAUUUAAUUUGUUUUGUUUGUUGAUUAAUGUAUUUUUUGUGGAGUUAAAUUUCAUAAUUUAAAUUCAUUUUUUGCAAAUAUGUACAAAGGCACUUCGGGUCAAUGUGACUUUUUCAACAGAUGUAUUUAAGAAGGGUUGUACAGAAUGUUAUUGGAAUUGUUUUAAUACUGUUUUGUUAAUGAAUGAGAUAGUUAAAAUAUUUUUCCAAAUAAAUAAUAUUCCUGGCAAA